This is a messenger RNA of Ochlerotatus camptorhynchus, 1342 nucleotides long. RefSeq names its product Reduction in Cnn dots 7 (gene Rcd7). The coding region runs from base 20 to 1315 and encodes 431 amino acids. NCBI's taxonomy places the organism in Eukaryota, Metazoa, Arthropoda, Insecta, Diptera, Culicidae. The transcript is spliced from 2 exons. The record is from RefSeq and is a predicted model, not a curated record.
ACAUAUUAUUUUCGAAAUCAUGGAUGAGAGCAGUCAAAAUUCCAGCGAGCUCCUCUUGUUCGAUAAAUCAACCGAAGUGGUCCUGUAUCCGGAGUUAUUUGCGGAAGAACCCCCUUCGUUGGAAGCCGAAAUCAAGCGUGGUAUCAAAGAGUCGAGGCAAAGACAACGAAAAGCGCGAAAGGAAAAACGUAAAGCCAGAAGAUCCGCUCAGAAGGAAACUCCCAAAAUUACGAAGAUAGUAUUUUCAGCUCCGGCAAAGUUUCGCGGUUGUCGUCAUAAUGAAACUAUCGUAAUCGACAGAGAGAUACUGAAUCCCGCUGAACACAUUCGACUUUUGGCAACGCCACGGGCUAAGCCAAAGCCGCAGUAUUUUCGUCUUGUACGAAAAACGAUUCCAGCGGCUACCAACCACAUCAGAACCCUCGCUCAACCGAAAGCAUACUACGUGGAAGAUACCCUAAAACUCCACGCCGGUCACCUCAAACCGCAUCAGGUAGAGCGAAUGAACGAACGGCUAACUGCCCGUGAUUACCUAACCAUACCGGAGUCACGCCAGUUUGCCCGCCAACAGAAACGGGACGAGCGAAGGUGGUUGCGGCAUCGAGAGCGACAAGCUCGUAUGCUGAAAAAGAAAAUAGUUCGUUUGGAGUUAGCUUACCUUCGGGAUAUCAUGGAGAAAGCCUACCGUCAAAAUAGGAGCUACUUCUUAGAUGCCGCAGCAACCCCGCCGCAAGAUGAGCUCGCCAUAGCGUCCGAAGUGAUACUGACACGAAUUUGUCAGCUUAUUGGGGUUGAUGUCCCUCGGCGAAAUGGCGGCCAUGUCCUGGAUAAAUACUACUGUCAGCUGGGUGAUGAAGCUGCGAAGUGGAUGUGGCAUAUCAUGCAAUCCAGUGGAGUGACAUUUGAGCGCCCCGAAGACGUAGAGAAGCGCCUAUCAGCGGCUUCAAGCAUUUUCGAAGAUCAAACCAAACUAAGGCAGGGAAGUGAAGGAGAAGAGUGGGAAAGCGAAGAGGAGGACGACUCGAUCAAAGACGAGACAACAAAGGACAUCGUAACCGGAAUGCUGGAAUCUUGCAUAGCUGCUGCUGUUUUGGCCCUGCAUGACGUGGAGAGUCAUACGACCUAUGGAAGCAAUUUCGUCGGGGCUCAAAGUGUGUCGCAAACGGCUGUACGGUCGGUUCCUAGCGAAGAAACAACCAAGACCGAGCGGGAGAAGGGGUCCAAGGUGAACUUCGUUCCACGGACUUCAUCGAUUGCUGUGGAUUUGAGUCGGUCGGUGGUGGAAAGGGAAGAAGGAGAGCAGGACACGGAAUAAAGUAGAAAAUGUAUGAUUAUCCUCGAC